CGCCCCCGGAGCGCCGCGCCCCCGCCGCCCCUGCCCGGCCCGGCCCGGCCGCCCCGCCGCGCCGCCGCCCCGCGGCCCCGGCCGGAGGAGACAGAUCAGCCAGCCCCUCGAUGGGGAGCGACGGCGGCCUACCUGUGUGUGUCACCUGCCCACCUCUCUGUAGCAAGGAAAGGAGCUUCAGCACUUCUUCAGUAAUGAUGAUGAAACUGGAGUUGCCGGUGCCCCUGCCGGACCUGCAGAAGCCGGGGAGCGCGGAGGCGGAGACGCACGAGGAGACCGUCAGCGAGGGGUCCAUAGACCGCAUCCCCGUGCGCCUGUGGGUGAUGCACGGGGCUGUGAUGUUUGGCAGGGAGUUCUGUUACGCCUUGGAGACGGCGCUGGUCACGCCGAUCCUGCUGCAGAUCGGCCUUCCGGAGCAGUACUACAGCCUCACCUGGUUCCUGAGCCCCGUCCUUGGCCUCAUCUUCACCCCCCUCAUCGGCUCCGCGAGUGACCGGUGCACCCUAAGCUGGGGCCGCCGGCGGCCUUUCAUCCUCGUGCUGUGCGUGGGCGUGCUCUUUGGAGUGGCACUUUUCCUUAACGGCUCUGCCAUCGGUCUGUCCCUCGGCGAUGUCCCCACCCGGCAGCCCAUUGGCAUCGUCCUCACGGUGCUGGGGGUGGUGGUCCUGGACUUCAGCGCUGACGCCACCGAGGGGCCCAUCCGCGCCUACCUGCUGGACGUGGUGGACAGCGAGGAGCAGGACAUGGCCCUCAACAUCCACGCCUUCUCUGCCGGCCUCGGCGGGGCCAUCGGCUACGUGCUGGGGGGGCUGGACUGGACCCAGACCUUCUUGGGCGCCUGGUUCCGGACGCAGAACGAGGUGCUCUUCUUCUUCGCGGCCAUCGUGUUCUCGGUGUCGGUGGCCCUGCACCUGUUCAGCAUCGACGAGGAGCACUACAGCCCCCAGCAGGAGCGCGGCGUGGACGCGGCCGACGCACCGGCCCCCGGCCCCCGCGCCAGCGUCCUGGACGGCGGCACCCUGUUCCCGGACGAGGUGCAGUCGGAGCACGAGCUGGCCCUGGACUUCCUGGACGCGGGUAUCGUGCGGAGCAAGAGCGACUCGGUGCUGCACGUGCCAGACGCCACGCUGGGCCUGGAGCCCGAGCUGCUCUUCCUGCACGACAUCGAGCCCUCCAUCUUCCACGACGCCUCCUACCCCGGCACCCCCUGCAACACCAGCCAGGAGCUCGCCCGGGCCCGGCCGCCCCGCCUGCCCCCGCUGCUCUGCGAGCCUGCCGGCGAGGACGAGACCCUGCUGGAGAACCACCUGAGCACAGCAGGGCUCCCCAACGGAGGGGGCUCCCCGCCCCGCGGCGGCCUGGGCAGCUGCAGCCAGGUGGACGUGAAGCCCUCGGCCACGGCGGGCUCCGGGCGGCGGCGCCGGCAUAUGUUCCGCCGGCAGGCCUCCAGCACCUUCUCCUACUACGGCAAGACCGGGUCCCACCGCUACCGCUACCGGCGCGCCAACGCCGUGGUCCUGAUCAAGCCCUCACGCAGCAUGAGCGACCUGUACGACCUGCAGAAGCGGCAGCGGCAGCGCUGCCGCCGCCGCAACCAGAGCGGGGCCACCACGUCCAGCGGGGACACAGAGAGCGAGGAGGGCGAGGGCGAGACCACCGUGCGGCUGCUCUGGCUGUCCAUGCUGAAGAUGCCCCAGGAGCUGGUGCGGCUCUGCCUCUGCCACCUGCUCACCUGGUUCUCCGUCAUCGCCGAGGCCGUGUUCUACACCGACUUCAUGGGCCAGGUCAUCUUCGAGGGGGACCCCAAGGCUCCAUCCAACUCGACCGCAUGGCAGGCCUACAAUGCAGGCGUGAAGAUGGGCUGCUGGGGCCUGGUCAUCUACGCGGCCACCGGUGCGACUUGCUCAGCCCUGCUACAGAAGUACUUGGACAACUACGACCUGAGCAUCAGGGUCAUCUACGUGCUGGGGACGCUGGGCUUCUCCGUCGGCACAGCCGUGAUGGCCAUGUUCGCCAACGUCUACGUGGCCAUGAUCAUGAUCAGCACCAUGGGCAUUGUCUCCAUGAGCAUCUCCUACUGCCCCUACGCCCUGCUCGGGCAGUACCACGACAUCAAGGAGUACGUUCACCACAGCCCCGGGAACUCCAAGCGUGGCUUUGGCAUAGACUGUGCCAUCCUCUCCUGCCAGGUCUAUAUCUCCCAGAUCCUGGUGGCCUCCGCCCUGGGCAGCGUGGUCGAUGCGGUCGGGACUGUGCGCGUCAUCCCUAUGGUGGCCUCUGUGGGCUCUUUCCUGGGCUUCCUGACGGCCACCUUCCUGGUCAUCUACCCAGAGGGGUCUGAAGAGGCCAAGGAAGAGCAGAAGGGCCUGUCUUCCCAGGCUCUGGGCGAAGGCGGGAGCGGCAACAUCGAGAAGCCCACGGUCCUGAAGCUGUCCCGGAAGGAGGGCCCGCAGGGGCUCGUGGAGACCGAGUCGAUGGUCUGAGCCGCGCCCCGUGCACACACAUUCCAGGGCGGGCAGGGAGGCAGGGAGAGGCGGGGGACACCGCCCCUGCAGGCUGGCUGCUGUGGCCUUAGCGGCAGCGCAAACCAGAGUGGAGGCUUGGUAGUUGUAGGGUAGCUUUGCGCCACUAGGCAAAAAUACCACAUUAAUUACUUUUCCCACAAUUAAAAGGAAUCAUUUGAAAUCUUUUUUUUUUUAAUCGAAAAAGAUCUUUUAAUUUCAACUUUGUCUUUUACUCUGCAGGUAUAUUAUUCUGCAUGUUUUAAAAGUAUAAACCAGAUUUACAACAUAGACCAUAAGUGAUUUAGAAAAAAAUAAGAUUUUUGCAUUUCUAAAGUUAUAAUUGAAAACAAAAAAUAUCUGAUGUAUUUUGCUAUAUCGUAUCUGAAUUCUUCAGAUAGCAGUCAUGUAGUCAGUGACUAAAACAUUUUUAUCAAAUUUUUUUCCCUGUGGAUGCCUACAGGUAUUUGGACGUUCUGUCAGAUCUCAUCACAUUUUGUUGGUGCUGCAGCUAUUGGAGAGUAUUUUUCUCUAUGAUUACUUUAGAAAAAAAAAAACAAACAAUUUUUUUUCUUCUUCUUCUUUUUUUUUUUUCUUCCCGAAACUGUGGUUUUCUUGGAAGAACAGCAUCUAUCUCCUGUUUUCCUCAGAGUCUGCUGCAUUGUGCCCGGGCAGCCCUGUUCGUGGGCGGCGGGCAGCAGUAGUAGUGACACCAAAGCCAGGAGGAGGCAAGGCCCCCGGGUUCUCGUGGGGUGACCAGGGCAAUUCACAAGGGCCAAUUCCAGACACCUCGCCCAGCGGGCUGGGAUGGGCCGCCAGCGCCGGGGUAGCCCUUGAACUAGCAGACCUGCCCCUGCCUGCGGGCCUAUCUGUGUGUUGCUUGCUGCCCGUGCUCAGCCCUCCUACCCGUCGUCCUGUCCGAAGUUCCCUGGAGAGGCUGUGAUUCUCGCGUUGCACUUUGUCUUUAAAUCAUUUGUGGGGGAAAUCAUGAGGGCAGAGCUCCCGGUGUGGCUCUGCCUCUGGUGCCCCACCACCAGGCCCACACGCCGGACACUCUGCACCCUUCUGACCUCUGCGCCUGCUCUCCCCGCUGGCCACUGGAAUCAGAGCCACCUCACAGUGAAGAAGUGGGUCUUGGGAUAGAAAGAAGGUCGGUCCGGUCCACGGGUCAACUCGGCGCGGUGUUUCUGGUUUCAGCGGAGAACCAAACUCGGGCUCCGGGGAAGCACGGUCGUCACAUGCUGCAGCUGUUUGGAAAUGCUUUUCAAACCACACUCUCUUUAUAACUAAGCAGUUUCUGCUUUUCUUCUUUGGAACGGUCAGUCUAGGUUUACUGAUCUCAGGAGAAAGAGGGAGGCCUCCCGCCCAUUACCCGGAUAAAGUGAGAGAGGAUUGUAAUACUUCGCUGCCUCAAGUUGAUGUUUUUUUAAAUAAAGUACUUUAAAAUGCAUGAGAAUCAUGCUGCAAUAUGAUCAUUCUAAAGCAAACAUAUAUUUCAAGAUGAAAUUAAGCAGUUUUUAAAUAAACUACUUGAAUUUUC
This is a messenger RNA of Balaenoptera acutorostrata (minke whale), 4041 nucleotides long. It is a transcript of the gene SLC45A4, whose product is annotated as solute carrier family 45 member 4. Gene Ontology annotation, cellular component: membrane. The coding region runs from base 111 to 2483 and encodes 790 amino acids. Gene Ontology annotation, biological process: transmembrane transport. The transcript has 9 exons. Gene Ontology annotation, molecular function: sucrose:proton symporter activity. NCBI's taxonomy places the organism in Eukaryota, Metazoa, Chordata, Mammalia, Artiodactyla, Balaenopteridae. The record is from RefSeq and is a predicted model, not a curated record.